Messenger RNA from Scleropages formosus (Asian bonytongue), 13467 nucleotides. RefSeq names its product dynein, axonemal, heavy chain 6 (gene dnah6). The record is from RefSeq and is a predicted model, not a curated record. NCBI's taxonomy places the organism in Eukaryota, Metazoa, Chordata, Actinopteri, Osteoglossiformes, Osteoglossidae. Gene Ontology annotation, biological process: microtubule-based movement. The transcript has 79 exons. Gene Ontology annotation, cellular component: dynein complex. Bases 139 to 12624 code for a protein of 4161 amino acids. Gene Ontology annotation, molecular function: dynein intermediate chain binding; ATP hydrolysis activity; minus-end-directed microtubule motor activity.
UAUUGUACUAUGCUGAACCACUUUCUCGGCCACUUUCACCUCAGUUUCUUUUUAAUAUAUUUCCCCUCCGUUUCCGGCUGCCUUUAUCUACAGAUGUUGCGGGUGAAACACAAUUUCAUUUUGCACUGAGUAUCCGCAAUGGAGACAGGAAGGCAUCUGUCUUCCCCCUCCCAGAGGGAGCCUCCUGAGCAGCAUGGACCAGGGGGAAAGGAGGACCAGCCAAGCUUCAUGUCAGAGAGACAGAGACAGGGCGACCCCAAUCUGCUCCACACCAUGCUGAUCUCUACGGCUUCCGGCAGCAUCCAUCGCAACCCCGAGGCCCUGGUCUUCACCCACAGCACAAAAGCCCAGGAGCGCAGGCGGACACAAGAGCAACCUGUUAAGAUGGAGAUCCUGCCGGUGCUCAAAAAGUACCAGGACCAGAGGCAGCCUGAGUACAUUCACAGGAAGAACCUGGAGAAGGUGAUGAGCAGGAACUCAGCUGACAGCAAAGCCUACACCCCAUCCCCUAUGCACCUCCCCAGGCUUCCAGGUCAUGAGAAGCGCGAUUUGCAGGGACCACAGUCGCAGGCCAGCUGUCCCCCUAAGAAACCAUGCCCUCCCAGGAGCAGACAGCCAACGGUUACCCCACUGGUCCGCACACCCUCCCCUCUGCAGCUCCAUCCACUGAGGUUUGGCUCGGCAGAGGAGGUGGCCCGUGCCCGGCUCAGUACGCCUCCCGAGAUUGUCCGCGUCAUUCGAGACAACCCCCACCUAGGCUUCCUGUACAUGGUCUCGGCUAUGCCCAAGUCCUCCAUCAAAUAUGAUGCCUACAACCUCAAGAUUGUGACUUACGAUAAGGUGAAAAAGUCCGACUUCUAUACAAUCAGUCAGGCGGGUUUGAUGCACGUAUGCAGUGGGGAGGAGGACUUCCUGUCGCUCGAGCGCUGGGAGCACGAGUACCAUUGCCACCAGCGGCUCGUGCGCAUCCCGGUCUUCGCCCUCUUCCGGAAGUGGAAGGCCUUCCGCGUGUGGAGGACCAGCGUGCGUUCCAAGAAGAUCAGCAAAUGCAAGCAUGUCCUCCGGAAGCACCUCUUCAUUGUCAAUGAGUCCCUGAGACCUGCACUCAUUGACAUUUGGGAGAUGUGCUACCGCAUCAGUGACAUGGGGCUGUGCCACAUCCAAAAGAAAUACACGUACACUCUUGAGAAGUUCCAGAGUACCCAGCAGAAACAGCUCCGGGAGGUCUCCGCUCGCCUGGACGAGUUCCGAGAGCUGGUAAAAGAGGUGGCUAGGAGUGCAUGUCGCACCGCUCUGCUCGAGGCCGGAUACACUCCUGACUAUUACGUCCUUGAGUCCGAGGCCUCAGGGGAUGGGGAGCCAGGGAAAUCACGCCGGGAAACGGGGACACUGCAUGAAGAAGUGCCAGAGAAGAUGAGCUACACACAGCAGGCCAUCAAGAGGUCUCACUGCAGGAGGCUCUCCUGCUUCAUCAGACUUGUAGACUACUUAAUUCUGAACACCAUGCACAUCCUGGUGGUGAACUCGGUAGCCACACUGCUGGAUGCCCUGAAAGACCAGAUUCAGCGCACCCCUUCAGAGGAGCUCAUCAGGACUUGGAGCACAGAGGAGUCGCAUGUGGACACAGGGGAGAAGGAUCUGGCUAUGGAUGAAGAAGCAGAGGCAAGUCCAGUGCCUAUGUUCGUGUCAGAGCUAAUCAUGGAGGUUGAUGCCCUGUUCUACAAGCCAUCAUUAGAGGACUUCCAGGACUGCUUAGCAGAGAUAAUCACAUGCUUCCAGGGCACAGUGCUGUCCCUGAACACCCUGCUCUCCGACCCCUACUUUGAUGCUUUCACGCGGCCUAUGAUCAACAACAAGGUGGAGGAGAAAGCAUGUGGAGAGGGUCCCAGUUUGGAGAUAGUGCUUGAGGAUGACAGGCACCUGCAAACUAUCAUCCAGAACAUAAAGGAAACGCUUGUGUUUGCAUUUGAAGCUGCAAAUGUGUAUGCUGAGACCUUUGAGAGGUUCCAUCACUUCUUCAAGGAGAACAUGGCACUGGACCUGGAAGCUCUUAGGCAACAGGAACAUGGCCUGGACUUCUUUGGGAAAAGCCUGGAGAAGUACCACCAGGAGCACAAGGAAGCACUGACCAUCCAGCAGAAGAUGGAGCUGGGUCUGCUUUUGGUGGACACCACACAGCUCAAGGGCAAGCUGGUCCCGUCACCCCUGCGCUGCCUGGAGGCAAUCCACGACAUGUUGCCCCUUCUGGCCAAAAAGAAGAUGGAUGCCAUCAUAGCCGAGGCCCAGGACGCCCAGUUCCAGCUGGAAUUAGUUCCCACGGCCACUAUUGAAUUUGUCAAGUCGUUGACGUUUCUGGAUGAGAUUCAGGAGAGGAUCGAAGCGUUGGACACGGAGAUGGACACGGUGUGUCAGAUGUACAAGCUGAUGGAGCAGUACGAGGUGCCGACGCCGCCUGAGGACAUCGCCGUCUACGCCACGCUGAGACCCUCCAUCAUCAGCGUGCACAACGCCAUCGACAAGGCUGUGGGUGAGAGGGACGCCAAUGUGGAGAAGUUCUGCCAGCACCUGCAGCGUGACAUUUUAGACCUGAACAGGGAGGUCAGCAGGAUAAAGCAGCAGGCACAGGAAUGGCAGAUCCUGGACAUCAGCGCUGAAAGGCCGAAGGUGAAGAAGCUGCUCCAUGACAUCCAGAGCGCUAUUGACGAGCUGCAGGAACAGGCCUUCCAGUACAAGCUGUACCAGAAAAACUUUAAGGUGGAGGUGACGAAGUACGAAGCUCUGGAGGAGCUGAGUGCGGAGGUGAAGCUGAAGCAGCUGCUCUGGGAUUCUCUGGAGGAGUGGGAUUCGCACCAGGGGUCCUGGAUGACGUCUAAGUUUGAGGAACUGGAUCCUGAGCAGCUGAACGCUGAGGUGGUAAAAUACUCCAAGUUUGUGAGCCAGCUGGAGAAGGGGCUUCCGCCGAACAGUGUGGUGCCCAGGCUGAAAGAGCAAGUGGAGAGCAUGAAAGAGAAGCUUCCGAUCAUCACAAACCUGAGGAACCCGUCACUGAAAGCACGGCACUGGGACAUGCUGGAGCAGAUCGUGGGUGCGAGCCUGUACGCAGAAACCCUAACCCUGGCCUCGCUGGAGGAGCUCGACAUGUUCCGCUUCAUCGACGAGAUCCAGGAGGUGUCAGGACAGGCUUCGGGGGAGGCGUCCUUGGAGACCAUCCUCAAAAAGGUGGAAGAGUCCUGGAAGACCACAGAGUUUGUGGUGCUCCUACAUCGGGAUUCCAAGGACGUGUUCAUUCUCGGCGGGACGGAUGAUAUUCAGGCUCUGCUGGACGACAGCAUGGUGAACGUGGCGACGGUGUCAUCCUCACGCUAUGUGGGCCCCGUCAAGGCCAGGGUGGCCGAAUGGCAGAGACAGCUGUCCCUGUUCAGCCAGACUCUGGAGGAGUGGCUGACUUGUCAAAGGAACUGGCUAUACCUGGAGAGCAUCUUUAGUGCCCCAGAUAUUCAGAGGCAGCUGCCAGCAGAGGCUAAGAUGUUCCUGCAGGUGGAUAAGUCCUGGAAGGAGAUCAUGAGAAAAGUGAACCGGCUGCCCAACGCCCUUCGUGCCACCACGCAGCCCGGUCUCCUGGAAGUCUUCCGAAACAACAACGCGUUGCUGGAUCAGAUUCAGAAAUGCCUGGAGGCAUACCUGGAGUCCAAGAGAGCCAUUUUCCCCAGAUUCUACUUCUUGUCCAACGACGAGCUGCUGGAGAUCCUGGCACAAACAAGGAACCCACAGGCUGUGCAGCCCCACCUGCGCAAAUGCUUCGACGCCAUCGCACGCCUCGAGUUUGCCCUGCUGCCCUCGGCACCCACCGAUACCAAGGGGGAACCUGGCGAGGGGGAGGCAGAGAAGGUUUUCAGCAACGACAUCCUGGCCAUGGUCUCACCAGAGGGAGAAAAGGUGGGCCUGAGGAAGGGUCUCAAGGCUCGUGGAAAUGUAGAGGACUGGCUCAGUAAGGUGGAGGAGGCCAUGUUCUCGUCCCUGCGGCGCCUCAGCAAGGCCUCCAUCGCUGAUUACCUAAACAGGCCCAGGGAGCAGUGGGUUGUGGCCGGACACCCGUCCCAGGUCGUGUUAACCAUUUCCCAGUUAAUGUGGUGCCGGGACCUGGAGAGCUGUUUAGAAGGUGAUGAAGAUCAUUUUCAGGCCCUGCAGGAGUUUGAAAAGGUCAACUUUGAGAGGCUCAACGCGCUGGCAGCGCUGGUCCGGGGACAACUUCCCAAACUGCACCGCAACAUUAUCACGGCCCUCAUCACCAUCGACGUGCACGCUCGCGACAUCGUCACCGGCCUCGUCAAGGAGGAGGUGGACUGCAGCAGCAACUUUGAAUGGCAAAGGCAGCUGCGGUACUACUGGGACCUGGACCUGGACAACUGCGUGGCGAGGAUGGCCUUGUCACAGUACACCUACGGCUACGAGUACCUGGGCGCCUGCCCCCGCCUUGUGAUCACGCCCCUCACCGACCGCUGCUAUCUGUGCUUGAUGGGGGCCCUGCAGCUGGACCUAGGCGGCGCCCCCGCUGGGCCAGCCGGGACCGGGAAGACGGAGACCACCAAGGAUCUGGCCAAGGCGCUCGCCAUACAGUGUGUUGUGUUCAACUGCUCUGACGGGCUGGACUAUAAGAUGAUGGGCCGGUUUUUCAGCGGUUUGGCUCAGUCGGGGGCCUGGUGCUGCUUUGACGAGUUCAACCGCAUUGACAUUGAGGUGCUGUCAGUUAUUGCUCAGCAGCUCAUCACGAUCCGCAAUGCCAAGGCAGCAAAGUUGUCCAGGUUCAUGUUCGAGGGCCGGGAGAUCAAGCUGGUCAUGACCUGCGCUGCCUUCAUUACCAUGAACCCAGGCUAUGCUGGUAGGACAGAGCUGCCCGACAACCUGAAGGCCCUCUUCCGGCCCAUUGCCAUGAUGGUGCCCAACUAUGCGCUGAUCGCUGAGGUCAUCCUGUACUCAGAGGGCUUUGAAUCCAGUAAGACCCUGGCACGGAAGAUGACCCAAAUGUACAAACUGUGCAGCGAGCAGCUCUCCCAGCAAGACCACUAUGACUUUGGAAUGAGGGCCGUCAAAUCUGUCCUUGUCAUGGCUGGGUCCCUGAAGAGAGAGAAUCCACACCUGAGCGAAGAUGUGGUGCUGAUCAGAGCCCUCAGGGACUCCAACCUCCCGAAGUUCCUCGCAGAUGAUGCCCUCCUCUUUGGUGGCAUCCUCUCUGACCUGUUCCCCGGCGUGGUCAUCCCAGAGCACGAUUACGGGGUGCUGCAGUCCACCAUUGUGGACUGCCUGGUGCAGCUUCGCCUGCAGCCUCUGCCCACUAUGGUCAACAAGGUCAUUCAGUUAUAUGAGACCAUGAUAGUGCGCCAUGGCGUCAUGCUGGUGGGUCCCACCGGCGGGGGCAAAACCACCGUCUACACUGUUCUGGCCCGAGCCGCAGAGACUCUGCAUCGCGCUGGCCACCAGGGUGCCUUCUACCUGCCCGUGAAGACCUACAUUCUGAACCCCAAGUCAGUGACCAUGGGGGAGCUGUACGGCGAGGUGAACCUCCUCACGCUGGAGUGGCGGGACGGCUUGAUGGCGCUGAGCGUGCGCGCAGCUGUCAAUGAUACCAGCGAUGACCACAAGUGGAUCAUCAGUGACGGGCCAGUGGAUGCCCUGUGGAUCGAGAACAUGAACACAGUGCUGGAUGACAAUAAAAUGCUGUGCUUGGCCAACAGUGAGAGGAUCAAGCUCACUCCAUCCAUCCAUAUGGUGUUUGAGGUCCAGGAUUUAGCAGUAGCUUCUCCAGCUACCGUCAGCCGCUGUGGAAUGGUCUACAUUGACUCUGACCAGUUAAAGUGGAUGCCAUAUGUCCAGACGUGGAUAACCGGACUGCCCGAGAAAGUGACAGAUUCCAUGAAGGGAUAUUUGCUUGACCUGUUUGAGCAGUAUGUGGAAAAGGGGCUGCAAUUUGCCAGUAAGAGAUGUUUCCAGCCCAUGGCUCAGGUGGACAUCAGUAAGGUGACCACACUGUGCUGCCUGCUGGAGGCGCUCUUGCUGGGGAAAGACGGACUUCAGUUCAAUAUGGAUCCCAGCAGGCUGAACACCAUCCUGUGCCAGACCUUUGUGUUCUGCUACCUUUGGUCAGUGGGUGGAAACCUAGCGGAGAACCACUGGGAUGCCUUUGACAGCUUCGUCCGGCAACAGUUCGAGGACAAUAACGAUGCCAAGCUUCCCACCUCAGGGGACCUCUGGAGCAUGUACAUGGACUUUGACCAAAAGGGCCUGGAGCCCUGGGAGCGCAUCAUCCCCACCUUCAGUUACAACCAGGAGAUGCCCUUCUUUGAGAUGCUGGUACCAACCACUGACACUGUGCGCUACGGCUACCUGAUGGAGAAGCUCCUGUUGGUGCACCAGUCAGUCCUCUUCACAGGCAACACUGGAGUGGGGAAGUCAGUGGUAGCUCGUGGCCUGCUCAACAGCAUCCAGGAAAAGGGAGGGUAUGUUCCUGUCUUCAUCAACUUCUCUGCCCAGACUUCCUCUGCACGGACACAAGAAAUCAUCGAGUCCAAACUGGAGAAGAAACGGAAGAACAUACUGGGUGCCCCUGGCAACAAGAAAGUAGUCAUAUUUGUGGAUGAUCUGAACAUGCCCAAGCUUGACAGUUACGGCUCCCAGCCGCCCAUUGAGCUGCUGCGCCAGUUCCAGGACUUCCAGGGCUUCUACGAUCGUGAAAAGUUCUUCUGGAAGGAAAUCCAGGAUGUGAUUAUUUCAGCAGCCUGUGCACCCCCUGGGGGUGGCCGCAACCCCGUCACCCCACGCUUCAUUCGCCACUUCAGCAUGCUGUGCCUUCCCAUGCCUUCAGAGCACUGCCUCAAGCAGAUCUUCAAGGCCAUACUGUCCGGGUUCCUGAUGGAGUUCCCGCUGGCGGUGAAACAGAUGGCCAGCAGCAUUGUGGAUGCAGCCGUGGAGAUCUACAACCGCAUGAGUGUGGACUUGCUGCCCACGCCUGCCAAGUCUCACUACGUGUUCAACCUGCGGGACCUCUCCAAGUGUGUGCAGGGAAUGCUGCAGUGCGAGGCUGGAACGGUGCGAGAGCAGAACCACAUCUUCCGUCUCUUUUGCCAUGAGUGUCAGAGGGUGUUCCACGACCGGCUCAUCAACAACGAGGACAAGAUGUACUUCAACACCAUGCUCUCCGAAAUGGCCAGCAAAUAUUUUGGAUUCAAUUUAGAACCAAGUUACUUUGUGGACAAGCCAAUCAUCUUUGGAGAUUUCAUUAAGAUUGGGGCUAAUAAGGCAGACCGUAUAUACGAGGACCUGACAGACAUGGACAAGAUCCGUUCGGUCCUGCAGGAUUACCUGGACGAUUAUAAUAUGACUAAUGCUAAGGAGACAAAACUGGUUUUUUUCCAAGAUGCGAUUGAGCACAUCUCAAGGAUUGCCCGCAUGAUCAGGCAGGAACGCGGCAACGCCCUGCUGGUGGGCGUGGGUGGCACAGGGAAGCAGUCGCUGACACGGCUUGCAGCCCACAUGUGCGGCUACCGCUGCUUCCAGAUCGAACUCAGCCGUGGCUACAACUACGACAGCUUUCACGAGGACCUGCGUAAGCUCUACAGGAUGGCUGGCGUGGAGGGCAAGGACACCGUCUUUCUCUUCACUGACACGCAGAUCAUAGUAGAGGAGUUCCUGGAGGACAUCAACAAUAUGCUGAACUCGGGGGAGGUGCCGAACCUGUUUGAGAAGGACGAGUUGGAGCAGGUGUUGGCAGCCAUGCGACCUAAAGCUAAGGAAGCUGGCAUCUCUGAAGGCAACAGAGACGAGGUUUUCCAGUUCUUCAUUGCUCGUGUGCGGGAGAAGUUGCACAUCGUACUGUGCAUGAGUCCUGUGGGUGAUGCCUUCCGCUCUCGUUGCCGCAUGUUCCCAUCUCUGGUCAACUGCUGCACCAUCGACUGGUUCAUCCAGUGGCCUCGUGAGGCUCUGCUGUCUGUGUCACGUACCUUCUUCAAAAAUGUGGAGCUGGGUAGUGAGGAGAUGAAGGAACGCUUCUCAGAAAUGUGCGUGGAGAUCCAUGUCAGUGUGAUGGAGAUGGCCGACAGGUUCUAUGCAGAGCUUCGGCGCCGAUACUACACCACACCCACUUCCUACCUGGAGCUGAUCAACCUGUACCUAGCCAUGCUGGGGGAGAAGAGGCAACAAUUGGUUGUGGCACGGGACCGUGUGAAAAAUGGGCUCAUAAAACUGCUGGAGACCAAUGAGUUGGUUGACAAGAUGAAGGUGGACCUUUCAGCUCUUGAACCCAUGCUCAAGCAGAAGUCAAUCGAUGUUGGUGCCUUGAUGGAGAGGCUGGCUGUAGACCAAGAGAAAGCAGACGAAGUGCGUAAGGUGGUGCUGGAGGACGAGGCUGUGGCCAAGGUGAAGGCUGAAGAAACACAAGCCAUUGCCGAGGACGCACAGCGAGACUUGAACGAAGCUCUGCCUGCCCUGGACGGUGCCAACCGUGCACUGGACUCCCUGGACAAAGCAGAUAUCUCCGAGAUCCGCGUCUUCACCAAGCCGCCAGAUCUUGUAAUGACCGUGAUGGAGGCUGUGUGUAUACUCCUCAAUGCCAAGCCAGACUGGGCGAGUGCCAAACAGGUCCUGGGAGACUCCUACUUCCUAAGGCGCCUGAUGGAGUAUGACAAGGACAACAUCCGGCCGCAGAUCCUGCAGAAGCUGCAGAAGUAUGUCAACAAUCCUGAUUUUGUGCCAGAAAAAGUGGAGAAGGUGUCAAAGGCUUGCCGCUCCAUGUGCAUGUGGGUCCGAGCCAUGGACCUCUAUUCCAGAGUGCUCAAGGAAGUGGGGCCAAAGAGACAAAAGCUGGCCACUGCACAGGCAGAACUGGAUGUGACUAUGGCCACCCUGAGAGAGAAGCAGAAAAAGCUACAGGAGGUAGAAAACCAUAUUAAUAUUCUACAGGAGCAGUUCCGUAACAGUGUGGCUGAAAAAGAAAGUUUAGCGGAGACCAUGGCACUGACGGAAGCGCGGCUAGGCCGGUCGGGUAAGCUGACUGCAGCCCUGGGGGACGAGCAGGUGCGCUGGCAGGAGAGCGUUGCCGCUUUUGAGCAAGAGAUCAAUGAUGUCAUCGGCAACGUCUUCAUUGCAGCGGCUUGUGUCGCCUAUUAUGGGGCCUUCACAUCCCAGUACCGCCAGCUGCUCAUAGACCAAUGGACCUCCCAGUGUCAGGAUCUAGGCAUCCCCAUCAGCUCUGGCUUCAGCCUGGUCAACAUCCUGGGAGACCCCUACCAGAUUCGCCAGUGGAAUGCUGAAGGACUUCCCCGGGACAUUGUAUCCACUGAGAAUGGCAUCCUGGUGACACGUGGCCAUCGUUGGCCUCUCAUGAUCGACCCUCAGGACCAGGCAAAUCGCUGGAUCCGCUCCAAGGAGGCGCACAAUGGCUUGAAGGUGAUCAAGCUGACGGACACAGGGUUUCUGCGCACCCUGGAGACCGCCGUUCGCCUGGGUAUGCCUGUUCUCUUGGAGGAGCUAAAGGAGACCCUUGACCCAGCGCUGGAGCCCAUUUUGUUGAAGCAGACCUUUGUGGCCGGUGGGCGAACCCUGAUCCGCUUGGGCGAUUCUGACGUCGAUUAUGACAAAAAUUUCCGAUUUUACAUGACUACUAAGAUGGCCAACCCCCACUACCUUCCAGAGGUGUGCAUAAAGGUAACCAUCAUCAACUUUACAGUGACUAAAUCAGGUCUGGAGGACCAGCUUCUCAGUGAUGUCGUUCGAUUGGAGCGACCCGACCUGGAGGAGCAACGCAACCAGUUGAUUGUGCAGAUCAAUGCUGACCGCAACCAGUUGAAGGCCAUCGAGGACCGGAUCCUCAAACUGCUCUUCACUUCAGAGGGCAACAUCCUUGACAAUGAAGAGCUGGUGCAGACACUGCAGGAGUCCAAGGUGACAUCGGAAGCUAUUAAGACAAGACUAAAGGAAGCCGAGGCUACAGAGCUGAUGAUCAAUGCAGCACGGGAGAAGUACCGGCCAGUGGCCACCCGUGGCUCCGUCAUGUACUUCGUUAUUGCCAGCCUCUCUGAGAUAGACCCCAUGUACCAGUUUUCUCUCAAAUACUUCAAACAGCUAUUCAAUACCACCAUCGAGACGUCGGAGAGGAGCAGUGACCUAGAUGUCAGACUGCAAACCCUGCUGGACCAGACGCUGCUGGCCUCCUACACCAGUGUGUCCCGUGGGCUGUUUGAGCGCCACAAAGCCGUCUACAGCUUCCUGCUGUGUGUUGAAAUCAUGCGCCAGCGGGGCGAGGUGUCUGAUGCCGAGUGGCAGCACUUCCUCCGGGGAACAGCAGGCAUCGAAAAGGAGUACGCAGCGAAGCCAAACGUUCCCUGGCUGUCAGACUUCACCUGGCAGACCUGCUGCAGCCUGGAGGACAUAAUGCCCUGCUUUCAGGGCAUCAAGAACGACAUCGUGUCCACACAAAUCGCCAUUACUCUUGGGUCCCUAGAAGUAUCCAUAAACCCAGAAACAUGGGAGGGCUACGUGACAGAGCUGCCUCCAGACUCGAAGGAGGACCCAAAUAAUGACCAGUCAGAUGUUGUCAGGGACCACUGGGACCAGAGGUUGGGUGCCUUUCAGAAGCUUCUCCUCAUUAGGAGCUUCAUGGAAGAAAAGGUGGUAUUUGCAGUGACACAGUUUGUCAUAGUCAGCUUGGGGAAGCAGUUUGUAGAGAACCCACCGGUUGACUUGGCUACCCUGUACAGCAACAUGUCCCCCUCUACUCCACUGGUGUUCAUCCUCAGCACUGGGUCUGACCCCAUGGGGGCUUUCCAGAGGUUUGCCAAAGAGAAAAACUACCUUGACAGGGUGGAGUCGAUAUCCCUCGGCCAAGGACAGGGCCCCAUAGCAGAGAAGAUGAUUCUGGAGGCCCUGAAGACAGGCAGCUGGGUCUUCCUGCAGAACUGCCACCUGGCUGUGUCCUGGAUGUUGGCCAUGGAGGAGCUCAUUAAGACCUUCUCAGAGCCUGAUACUACCAUCCACAAAAAUUUCAGAUUGUUUUUGAGCUCCAUGCCGACCAAAGUCUUCCCUGUUACCGUCCUCCAGAACUCUGUGAAGGUGACCAACGAACCACCGAAAGGCCUACGAGCCAACGUGCGGAGGGCCUUCACGGAGCUCACCAACCCCUUCUUUGAGGAGCACAUCCUGGGCAGGCAGUGGAGGAAGAUCAUCUUCGGAGUGUGCUUCUUUCAUGCCAUCGUUCAGGAACGCAAGAAGUUUGGGCCUCUGGGCUGGAACAUCGGCUACGAGUUCAGCGACAGCGACAGGGAAUGCGCUUUGCUCAACCUGAACCUGUACUGUCACGUAGGAAGUAUCCCAUGGGAUGCGCUCACUUACAUCACGGGGGAAAUCACAUACGGUGGUAGGGUGACAGACGCCUGGGACCAGCGCUGCCUCCGGACAAUCCUCAAGCGCUUCUUCUCCCCAGCCAACCUGGAGGACGGUCACAGGUACUCAUCAUCAGGGACAUAUUUUGCUCCUGAGGCAGACAGUUUGCAUCACUAUAGGGAAUACAUUGAAAAGCUGCCGCUGAUUGAUGACCCUGAGAUUUUUGGCAUGCAUGAAAACGCCAAUUUGGCCUUCCAGCGUCAGGAGACCUCCACUCUCAUCGGCACAAUCCUGGAGGUGCAGCCCAGGUCAUCGGCAGGCGGUGGUGGCAAGAGCAAUGAUGAGAUUGUGCAGGAGCUUGCUGAAUCCAUCCUGGCAAAACUGCCUGAAAAGCUGGACAUGGAGACAGCCUCGGAAAGCCUCUUUAAGCGGGAUGCAAACGGGCGGGUGAACUCCCUGACUACUGUGCUGGGGCAAGAGGUGGAUCGCUUCAACAGCCUGCUCAGAGUGCUGCAGGUGUCUCUGAAUAUACUGCAGAAGGCCAUUGCAGGACUGGUGGUCAUGUCAGAGGAGAUGGAGCGAAUCUACAACAGCUUCCUCAACAACCAGGUGCCCGACCACUGGGCCAAUGCUGCCUACCCUUCUCUGAAGCCCCUGGGAAGCUGGGUGAAGGACCUCGCCCUCCGAACAUCCUUCAUUGAUAACUGGAUCCAACAUGGUCAACCCAAGUCCUUCUGGAUUUCUGGUUUCUUUUUCCCACAGGGCUUUUUGACAGGAACACUGCAGAAUCAUGCCCGUGCGUACAACCUCCCAAUCGACGAGCUCAACUUCCGUUUUAACAUGGUCCCAGCGUACUAUGACCAAAGUGUGGUCACUGAGGCCCUGAAAUCCCUAGCUGCUGGCAGUGAGCUGGAGAUGGAUGCCACGUUGCCCACUCCCGAGGAUGGCGUGCUGGUCCACGGCAUGUUCAUGGACGCCUCCCGCUGGGAUGAUGACAACAUGGUGAUAGAGGAUGCACUACCACGGGUGAUGAACCCACCUCUCCCUGUGGUGCACUUUGAGCCGCAGCAAAACUACACUGCAGAGGCUUCUCUCUAUGAGGCCCCUCUUUACAAGACCUCUGCCAGAGCGGGGACUCUGUCUACCACCGGGCACUCAACCAACUUCGUGGUGACUGUCAUGCUUCCCUCAAGCCGGCUCAGCGAUUACUGGAUCUCCAAAGGCUCAGCUCUGUUGUGUCAGCUUAAUGAUUGAACUUAUACAUCUGGUUGAAACAGGAGUGGAUCCUGCUAUUCCUCUACACAGUGCACUUCUACUCAUCUUCUCUUAUUUAUUCUUAACUUCUGAAGUAUAUUUAAGCAUUUUUUUUCAACAGACAAAACUGAAACUGAUCUGAAACCGAUUCAUUUUAUUUAUUUCUUGCUUUUCUACAAUGCAACUUUAUUAGUUACUUGCUCUUUGUAUGGCAAAUGGUUGUGUUAUUAAUUUUUCAAGAUAGAAACGUUUUCAGGUUUUAUUCACCCACUGUUGGUAAUCACUUGUCCAAGAGCAAUGAAAAGAAUUUGACUUGAUUUAUACAUUAAGAUACUGUAGGUGACAGUAAAAUACACCCAAAAAGAAAGUCAUCUCACUUCCAAAGUGUUAACAGUUUGUGUCUCGUGAUCACGAGUGUUAGUGUUGCCAGACUGGCUGAGCACAGAGCUGAAACAUGUGAAUCCACAAAAUUUAUCUUGAACAAACAUCCCAGGUCACUAUUUACAACUGUGUUUCACAACUGAUGCCUAUAUACGUGCUUAAGACUUUCACUAGCUAGCAAACAAAAGAACUCUUCUAUACUCCCCUCAAUUAAUGAAACAAACCAUAUUAAAGAGGCUCCGCCCCAAACAUUACAGCAAAAUAAAAAUGGACAAGUCUUAAUCUUCCAUUUACGUAAAACAGAAUCACAAAAAUUUAUAAUAGAAACAUUUUACAAAGUACAAUAUUUCCUAUUUUCAUCAGGUUAGUUCAAAUAACAUUAAACCAGUUUUGUCUGCAUCUAUUACCCAUUACCAAAAUGGAUCCUCCUGGUGGCACUUAAAGAACUCAAAUUCCCAUAAU